This is a messenger RNA of Ficedula albicollis (Collared flycatcher), 441 nucleotides long. RefSeq names its product protein ELYS-like. NCBI's taxonomy places the organism in Eukaryota, Metazoa, Chordata, Aves, Passeriformes, Muscicapidae. The annotation marks the transcript as partial. The record is from RefSeq and is a predicted model, not a curated record. The transcript has 4 exons.
CUUAUGCCUUUUCUCCAGGUUUUUCAGACUUGACAAAUAAGCAGGUGGUAACCAGCCUCAUUUCUUUGUAUGCACAAGUGGUGAUCUGGUUCUGUCGAUCCAGUCUCCUUCCCGAGGGUUUAGAUGACCACAUGCAUUUGUCUAGACCUUUCUACAAUUACCCUCUGAUUCAGAGCUACUAUACGGGUCAUCGAGAGAAACUCAAGCGUUUAUCAAGAGGCAAAUGGGAUUCUGACUGCUUGAUGAUUGAUGGAAUGGUUUCCCAGUUGGGAGAGCAAGUGGAGAAGUUGUGGCAAAGAGAUGAAGGCGGUACUGGGAAAUACCCACCUGUUAGUUUACACGCACUGCUGGAUCUCUAUUUGCUAGAAAGCAUUGAAGAAAGUGAUAAACAUGCAAUUGUAUCCUUUCCAGAUUUUGUUAUCACUCCUUCAGUGUGUGCAC